AUCUGAUUACGAAGUAUUGUAAGAUCAAGGGGGUUUGGGAGGAUCUAAAUGAGGUGGUGAUUUUUGAAUCAAUUUUUCUGGGAUUUUGGGGUUUUCCCAACGAAGAGUGUUAUAGGAGAUUCUGUAAACAUCAGAUCGGGGAUAUGGGAUUUGUUUUGCUGAUUAGCUAUUCGAUUUCAUUAAAACUGGAUUCAUGCGAAGGGUGGAGAGCGGUCUUGAAGGAUUUCUUCAAAAGUGUUAAUUAUGACUCAAGGGCAAUGGUUCGUUAAGUCUGGGGGACAGAAGAAGCAAGUAUCGAGUGUAGGCUUGAAGAUUUCGAUCCCGAAGUUUGAUAACUCCAACCUCAUCAUGGGGUAUUCAAAGACGCUGAUUGGCCGCUGUAUGAAUCCUUUCAAACAGGAUAUGCAGGAUUUGCUUUUCCAUCUCCCAAGAAUCUGGAAAGUGGAGGAGAGAGUGGUGGGUGCGGAUUUGGGACUUGGAAGAUUCCAAUUUGAUUUUCAGGAGGAAGAGGAUAUCACCGAGGUGCUUAAGAAGGAGCCUUUCCAUUUUGAUAACUGGAUGUUAUCCAUUGUGAGAUGGGAACCGGUGGUGGAGGAGAAUUACCCUUCCAAGAUCACUUUUUGGGUGAGAGCUAUUGGAGUUCCCCUGCAUUUUUGGGCGGAGCCAACUUUUAGGAGCAUCGGUGAGGCGUUGGGAGUAGUUUGUGGAGAGGAUGCUAUAGAUAUAAAUGAGGGGAAGAUCCGUGUUAUACUGGAUGCUUUCAAGCCUUUGAUUUUCUCUAUUACUGUGGAGUUUCACAGUGGAGAGGAGACUGUGAUUGCCUUGAGGUAUGAUCGACUUCAUGGCUUUUGUAGGAUGUGCUCAAGCUUGAGACAUGAUCAGUCAAGGUGUCCCACAAAUAACGCUUUGGUGGAGGAUGGCGUGGGUCCGUCUGAGAAGCCAGACCAAGGAAAUAAGGCUUUGAGUUACAAAGGGGCAGUGGAGUCUCGCUCUACAGCGACAAAUGCUGGUGGGUAUAACGGGAGGCCGAAUCAACAGUCGACGGGGAGGAAUGAAGUCAAAGGAAAAGGAAUAGAUUAUGAGGGUGGAAAACAAGCUGGCUUAGCUAAAGGGGGUCCUGUGCGGAAGUAUAGAGAUCAAGGGAGAUCAACGACGAGGUAUGUUCGGCAGGCGGGAUAUCUACCACCUCAGGAGCUAAGGGAUAGCUAUGCUAUAGCUACGGGGGGUAUCAAUGGUUUAAAAAAUCAGGAAGUCGGGAGUCAUCUGGAUGCACAACAAAAAUUGAUGCUAGAUGCUUUCAAGAGUGGAGGAAAAGGAGAGGGGUCAGAGUCAAAGGCUCGUAAGGCCUUGCUUUUUGAGGAAGAAAUUGCUGGAGAGGAACAUUUGGAAACAACAGGAGAGGAACGUGUAGUAGGGCCUCAAGUGCAGGAAGUUAUGGAGACAUUGGCCUUACCUAUGGAGCUUUCUAGGGAGGUGGCAAAAAGUAUGGGGGAAGUAGCUGAGAGUAAGUGCUCUGGAGUGGAGAAUGGGAGUAACCAUGUGGAACAGAGGAGAAACAAGGUGGAGGAGGUGAUUCCGGAGAUGGUGGCAGGUUUAGAUGAUGAAGAAGAUAAUUUGGAGUAUGAGAUGAUGGAGGAUGGAGAGGAUGAUGUGGCGCUGGACCAAGUUGUCUUGGAUCAGACGUUUUCUAAUGACGUGGAGAUGGUGACUGAGGGUAUUACUCACUUGGAGGAAGGUUUGCCAACUGAUGAAAGUGCUGAACUAGCUGGAGAGAAAGAGCAUCAGGUCCCAAAAAAGAAAAACGGGAAACUUAAUGCGGCGGUGAUGGGGGGGAAUGCAAAGAAGAGAUUGGUGCAGGGCUUGGUCUCUCCAAGGAAGAAGGUAAUGGCAAAGCAGGCUAGUAAGGGGGUUGAGAAGGGCCCAGCUCACACAAAGAAGGCUUCGGUGAAGCCGAAAUCUGAUCAGGACUAGGUUCCUGUUGACCUUAUGUUAAUUUUAAGUUUUAUGAAUAAGUGUUGGGCUUUUGAUAUAAAGCCUCUAUCGUUUUCUGCUCAGUUUUUUUGGUUUAAAUUGCCUCUGAUUAUGUCAGGGUGUUGGAAUAAAAGAGUUGGUUCUAGUUA
This is a messenger RNA of Brassica rapa (field mustard), 2120 nucleotides long. RefSeq lists its product as uncharacterized. The record is from RefSeq and is a predicted model, not a curated record. NCBI's taxonomy places the organism in Eukaryota, Viridiplantae, Streptophyta, Magnoliopsida, Brassicales, Brassicaceae.